This is a messenger RNA of Harpegnathos saltator (Jerdon's jumping ant), 1973 nucleotides long. Its product is annotated as serine/threonine-protein phosphatase 2A regulatory subunit B'' subunit gamma. The record is from RefSeq and is a predicted model, not a curated record. The transcript has 7 exons. Lineage: Eukaryota; Metazoa; Arthropoda; Insecta; Hymenoptera; Formicidae. Gene Ontology annotation, biological process: B cell homeostasis; T cell homeostasis; microtubule cytoskeleton organization. Gene Ontology annotation, cellular component: centrosome; spindle. The coding region runs from base 259 to 1617 and encodes 452 amino acids.
CCUAACCUAUAUCACGAUUCAUAUCGUACGUGGAAUUUAAACGUGCGCGCGCGCGAUGCAAAUCUAAUUUCCCGACCAUAUCGGGCCCGUUUCCACCGCGAAGACGAAGAAAAGGCGAUUAUGUGAUUAUCAACCGAUUCUAGUGUGACGUCUCAGAUUAAUCCUGUCACACGACCUUCGAGCUAAUUGUGAUCGAUCCUAACCAAGGCAAUGUGGAUACAGCUACACUAAGGACGUAGGGUUGGGUGUAUAUAACGAAUGUUUACAAGAAUAAUGGAAUUCAAGAUACGGCUGCAACAUUGCGCUUCAAUGUAUAAAUCGGAUGAAAAUUCUAUGAAGAAUGAAAAAAGAGAGGAUGAACACUUUCAGAAAAUAUAUGAGCAGUGCAAAGGUGUGAAAGCUAAAGACAAUGAUUCUACUUACAGAGUUAUACCAAAAUUUUAUUUCAAGCUGCCAAAAGAAGAUGAGAUUUUACCACAGAAAUUACGUGAAGAAACACGUGCUUUAUUUCUGCAAAGACGUUCUAGACAAUUGCUUGAUAAUAAUGAGUUAAAGGCAUUAUGGGUUCUAUUGGAUAAACAUCACAGCCCACCUUUGUCAGGGGAUGAGCAAUUGAUUAAUUAUGAGGAUUUUAAGAAAGUUGGCAAACUGGCAGGAGCAAAAUGUAGUCCAUAUUUUACUGCUGUCGUGUUUGCUAAGUUACAACAAGGAGAUCCUCACGGCAGAAUUAGUAUUAUGGCACUGUUCAACUAUGUCAUGAGAAAAGUAUGGUUACAUCAGACCAGAAUUGGCUUAUCUUUAUAUGACGUUACAGGACAAGGAUAUCUCAGAGAAUCUGAUCUGGAAAAUUAUAUCUUAGAGCUGAUACCAACACUGCCACAACUUGAAGGUCUUGAAAAGUCCUUUCAUUCUUUCUAUGUGUGCACUGCUGUUAGAAAAUUUUUAUUCUUUUUGGAUCCUCUUCGUAUUGGGCGUGUUCGUAUCCAGGAUAUCUUAGCAUGUAGUUUUUUGGAUGAUCUCCUGGAGUUACGUGAUGAAGAUUUGCCCAAAGAUUUACAAGAGGCAAACUGGUUUUCUGCACCUUCGGCUCUCAAAGUAUAUGGCCAGUACCUCAAUCUUGACAGAGAUCAUAAUGGGAUGUUGAAUAAGGAAGAACUUGCUGGGUACGGUACUGGCACUCUAACUGGUGUCUUUCUUGAAAGAGUGUUUCAAGAAUGCCUUACUUAUGAAGGGGAGAUGGACUACAAAACAUAUUUAGAUUUUGUCUUGGCGUUAGAAAAUCGACACGAACCUCAAAGCCUUCAUUAUCUGUUUCGGAUUUUAGACAUCAACAAUCGCGGUUACUUAGAUACUUUUUGUCUUAAUUAUUUCUUUAGAGCUAUACAAGAGCAGAUGACGAUGCAUGGCCAAGAACCUGUUAGCUUUGAAGAUGUUAAAGACGAAAUAUUCGAUAUGGUAAAACCGGUAGAUUCAUGCAAAAUUAGGCUACAAGACUUACUAUCUUGUGGACAAGGCGACACAAUGGUCAGUAUUUUAAUCGAGUUUCAUGGCUUCUGGGCGUAUGAAAAUCGCGAGGCAAUGGCAGCUGAUACCGGCGAUGAAUCGUCACAUGUAUGACGAAUGACUAUUCCAAAACAUGAGAUAAUUAUUUCAUCAGGAUAAGUAAAGAUAUCAAUAUUUGAACAUGUACUUGAUCCUGGACAUUCUUAUUGUUUAGGUCUUAAAAUACGAAUAUUUAAACUUUCAAUACAGUUUAAAUAUUAAUAAAUAAAGAUCAAAACAAUAAGAAUGUUCAGAGUAGGUACAUGUCCAGAAAGCGGUAUUUUUACUUUAAUUUUGUUGUGUUUAAUACAAUAUUAAUUUAUAUCUUAACAUAUUUAAUAUAAUAAUAUAAAUGACAUAUUGUUUGUACUUGAGAUACAAACGAUAUUAGUACUGAAUAUGAUUUGUUGUAGACAGUACAAUUUUUCCUA